This is a messenger RNA of Ambispora gerdemannii, 374 nucleotides long. The record is from the annotation of a GenBank genome assembly. Lineage: Eukaryota; Fungi; Glomeromycota; Glomeromycetes; Archaeosporales; Ambisporaceae.
UUUAUAACUUGCGGAAUUUUGCUAUCGGCGGGCAAGUGGAUGACUAUCCUUAUGGUGGCGGAGCCGGAAUGUUAUUAAAAAUUGAGCCACUGGUGCGGGCUUUGGCUAUUAUUCAAGAGUCUUAUUCUAACAGUUAUCUUAUUUUACUUUCUCCCCAAGGAAAGACUUUUCAACAAAAAGACGUGCCGCGCUUGCUGAAACAAUCACCCAAUCUGGUUUUCAUUUGUGAAAUACCCGCCUUGGCCAUUACUGACGCUUUAAUUCGGGCUAUCCCGGGAGUUAUUCCAGAACAAUCUUACCAGCAAGAAACUUUUACUAAUUCCCAGUUAGACUUUGCUACUUAUACCCGCCCUGUCAUAUACGAGGACUUAAAA